CCUGGUCCUUCUUCCCUUCCCUCCCUCCCUCCUGUCGCCGCCGUCGCUUCUGGCCCCCCGCUCCCGGAGGAGCUUCCGGCUCGGUGAUGGGGUCUCGGGCCUCCACGUUACUGCGGGACGAAGAGCUCGAGGAGAUCAAGAAGGAGACUGGCUUUUCCCACAGUCAGAUCACCCGCCUCUACAGUCGGUUUACCAGCCUGGACAAAGGAGAGAACGGGACUCUCAGCCGGGAAGAUUUCCAGCGGAUUCCAGAACUUGCCAUCAACCCACUGGGGGACCGGAUCAUCAAUGCCUUCUUUCCAGAGGGGGAGGACCAGGUAAACUUCCGUGGAUUCAUGAGAACUUUGGCUCAUUUCCGACCCAUUGAGGAUAAUGAAAAGAGUAAAGAUGUGAAUGGACCAGAACCACUCAACAGCCGAAGCAACAAACUGCACUUUGCUUUUCGACUAUAUGAUUUGGAUAAAGACGACAAGAUCUCUCGCGAUGAACUGUUACAGGUGCUACGCAUGAUGGUCGGAGUGAAUAUCUCAGAUGAACAGCUGGGCAGCAUCGCAGACAGGACCAUCCAGGAGGCUGAUCAAGAUGGGGACAGCGCCAUAUCUUUCACAGAAUUUGUGAAGGUGUUGGAGAAAGUGGACGUAGAACAGAAAAUGAGCAUCCGAUUUCUUCACUAAAAGACUGGGACCAAACCGUUCCUUGCUCUCUAGUAUUUAAGAACUGGAAGUUGAGAGUCCUCCUGUCCAUCAGCCCCACCUCCACCCCUUCUCCUCCUUCUCCCAGAGUACUAUGGCUGUUGCAUGAUACCAAGUUAUGUUCUGUCAACACGAACCUGCCUUUGGUGUAUAAACAGGGCAUUACAGAAUGGUACACCCAGUCUAUAUCUGUUCAGUAUCAUUCACCAGUUAUCUUCAUUUCUAAGUACCCCCCAGCCCGGUUCUGCUCCUGAAUGCCACAUGUCCAUCUAGUCUGAGAAUGUGAGAGAGGGAAUCAUGCCAAGAACCAGCCAGCAAAGCUCUUUCCCUGGAUGAGACUGUAUCCAUGCCGCCUUCCCUCCAGCUGGGCGUUAGCGUGCUUCUCCGUCCUUUUUUAUCUGUCCUUUGCUUCCUACUUCUCUUUCACCCGACACACCAUUCACUUCGUCUUCGCACUGUUUUUUUAUUACGCUUCAGUCCCCUUUGUUCUACUCGGCACCCUAAGCUAUGCCUGUUCCGUGUAUUUGUGACUUGGCAGGAUAGUCCUGUGGUCUGGCCGGUUUUAAAUUACCUUCACUCUUCAAUGGGUCUCUGGGAUGUUGCCUGUCCAGGAGCUUUGCAGUAACCGACACGUCUCUCAGAAGAAUGUGAAUGUCUCUUGGUCCCUUGCACUCUGCUCUGUUAUCAAAGGGCUGUGGAUCGGAGAUGUUCUUCACAGGUGGUGGCCUUGGUGAGAGGUGUAGAGCCGAGUCUUGUAGGUGGCUGGCCCAGGUCGCUCUACCUCUGGCCUCUGAUUCUUAGCAUACAUUCUGAUGUGGCUACUCUUGUACAGUGUUGACUUUUCAGAAAAUAGCCAUAUGCCGGCAGGGUGGCUUAGUUUAGGGACACCAUCGGCACCAGAAUGGCUGCUCUGGCGAUAUGCAUGGGGACGUUCUCAUGGCUUUUUGAAUAAGGAGGCUGGGCACCCUAAAAGCCUCAGGUAUUCCCACCUCUGCAGCAUGGUUUGUGCCUCAGUGUUGUGUGCCCUAGAAUGUUUUUCACUUCACAUUUCCAAGUAGAAAGAUUAGUGUUACAGAAGUGCCUAACCAUCCCAGUCCAAGAGAUUUAGAGAUUGUCCCCAGUGUCUUGAAGUUUUACACAAAAUUCUCUGAAUUUUACACUCGGCAAAUGUUAAUGCUGGAAGCCAUAGUCAGCUCCUAAUACAGGUCCAAAGCAUUGAAUGUAUCAUUAGCUGCCUGGUUACAUUGACUCCCUAGCUCCUCUUGUAGACCAUUGCGAAUCCCUUAGAAACAAGGGGUCCGGCACUGGUGGCAUGACCUGAGGUGGCAUUACAGGCCUUUGCAUGAGCCAGAUGCAACUUCUCUGCUAAGUCAGCUUAGUAUAGACCUCAUUGAAUCAGGUUGUUGUCAUCCUAACAUGUCUUUAUGAGUCUGUUCAUCCUUAUAUAUCUGCCCUUGGCUGAUUUUCUCUGACUCCUUGUUUGCUGGCUUGUUUCCUUGCUUUGGAAGGCUAUCCAAGAUGUAUACACAAUACAUUAGGAAGGGAAUUGCUAAAAGAAAAACAAAAAACACUACAAAGGGAAGAGUGAGGAACAGAGUUGUCAGGCUGGAUGACUCAAGUGUAAAUGACUGAGGAAUUCUUGAUGAAGUAUCAGUUUGUCUGUGAUCAAAUGAUAUAAUAUAGGAAUUGUAUAAAAGGGAAGAGUUGCCUGACACUGAUCUGCUUGAAAGGUACUUAAGGGUUCCUUGACUUGCAUAUUUAAAGUUCCUAAGAUUGUGGCUUUUUCCUCCUUUUGGCUGUAUAGCAAACUAUUUUAAUCCACAGUGGUGCCUUAUUGUUCCAUUAAAACUGUAUUCUCCAAUCCAUCAAUAAAUACUUGUGGUUAAAACAAUA
Molecule: messenger RNA, 2585 nt
Organism: Rhinolophus ferrumequinum (greater horseshoe bat)
Lineage: Eukaryota; Metazoa; Chordata; Mammalia; Chiroptera; Rhinolophidae
Gene: CHP1
Product: calcineurin like EF-hand protein 1
Exons: 7
Coding region: 87-674 (195 amino acids)
Molecular function (GO): calcium ion binding
Source: RefSeq, a predicted model, not a curated record